UCUCUCUUUGGUGUAGCAAUGGCUGGAGGAGCGCCGAGGAAAAAAACUCCUGGCUCCGCGUCUCCUCUGCGGAGGACGCUUCAGACGCUGUGGCAGGAAAAACAUUUAGUCCUCUUCAAGACCGAGUACACUUUUAUAGUGGUGUCAGUCUUGUGGCUCUUCGAAAUCGGGAUCAAUGUGUGGGUCAUUCAGAAAGUGGCAUACACUGAGAUUGACUGGAAGGCUUACAUGGAUGAAGUGGAGGGAUUCAUCAAUGGCACCUACGACUACACCCAUCUUAAAGGAGACACUGGCCCCUUGGUGUAUCCGGCCGGUUUUGUGUACAUCUUCACUGCUCUGUACUACAUCACAAGCUGUGGGACGAACAUCCGUCUGGGCCAAUACAUUUUUGCUGUGUUCUACCUUAUCACAUUGCUUCUGGUCUUCAGAAUGUACUGCCGCACUAAGAAGGUUCCUCCAUAUGUGUUUUUCUUCAUGUGCUGUGCCUCUUAUCGGAUUCACUCCAUCUUCGUCCUGCGUCUGUUCAAUGAUCCAGUGGCCAUGACGCUGCUGUUUGCGGCUAUAAACCUUUUCAUCGACGGACACUGGUCUCUGGGCUGUGGCAUUUACAGUUUAGCAGUGUCUGUGAAAAUGAACGUGCUCCUAUUUGCACCAGGACUACUUUUCCUCCUGCUAUCUGAGUUUGGUUUGAUCAGGACAAUUCCAAAACUUGGUGUGUGUGCAAGCGUACAGCUCUUGUUGGGUCUGCCUUUCCUUGCGGUGAAUCCCGUCGGCUACAUGAGUCGGGCUUUUGACCUGGGGCGUCAGUUUAUGUUCAAGUGGACCGUCAACUGGCGCUUCCUGCCCGAGUGGCUCUUUUUGAACCGCUACUUCCACUUGCUCCUGCUGGCAGCUCAUCUGCUGAGUCUGCUGCUUUUCGCCCUCCGCCGCUGGAAGAGAUCUGGAGAAAGUCCACUGGAACUCUUAAAGGAGCCUGGCAAGAGGAAACUCCCAGCUCAGAAAAAAAACAUCAACCAGAUCGUGCUCAUCCUGUUUACCUCCAACUUCAUAGGCAUGUGCUUCAGUCGGUCGUUGCAUUACCAGUUCUACGUGUGGUACUUCCACACGUUGCCCUAUCUGCUGUGGAGUGGAGGAGUUAAAAAGAUGGCCCAUCUGCUCAGAGUCCUCAUCCUGGGUCUUAUUGAGCUUUCAUGGAACACCUACCCCUCGACAUGCAGCAGCUCCAUAGCCCUCCACGUGUGUCACCUCAUCAUUCUCCUUUGUCUGUGGCUGGCUCCCUCAGCUCCAGCUGCAACGCAAGCAAAAGCACCCGUUAAGGACAAAUGCCGAUGAGGCGCAAUACAAUUGGAGGUGUAUGUGUCAACGCAUCCUCGCUCUGAGCCUCAUGACUCCCGCACAGAGACUGGCGAUGGGGUAGACUCCUGGUUUGUUUUUGUUUUUUGAAGGAACAAUUAUUUACCUCUUAGCUUUGUGCUGAAAGUGAAGAAAGCUAAAGUGGGGGUGUGUGCUCAGACAAUUACACAGUACCAUAUCGUGUAGUGGUUCUUUGGAGGUAUAAAGAGAUGGGAAAAAUUGAUCCUCGGGUUUCAUUCAUCAACUUAUGAUAGAUCGAAGGUGUUGUUUUGAAACAAUUUGACACAAACCUUUAUCCCCAUUUCGAUAACCUCAUUAGUAAUUAUGUUAAAAAAAAGAAUGGCCAGUAGAAGAACUCUGCAGUAUGACAAAAGAACAUGUAAUACUGUAUAAAGAAAAACUCAUAUUUGUUAUGAUUCAGCUAUCAGGGAUAAUACAUUCACUGAUUAAAUGUUGCUAUAAUAUCUAAAUCAUGCAAUCACAAUGAUACAAUGAACCAAAAAUGCUCCAACAUUAUGAGUCAAAAAUGUGUCAGAUUCAGUGUGUCAUUCUCAUUUUGUAUCAGUGCAACAUGCUUUUUAUGUGUUAUCUAAAUAUGUAGUUGUCUGUUUUCUAUACUUGUGAUGGUACAUGAAUCAGUUGUAGAUAUGGCCGGAGACAACCAUAGCUUCUUAUAGAUCUGGUGAUGUAUGGGUAACAGCACUCAUCAGCACGCAAGGAGCUUUGGGGGAAAAAAAAAAAAAAAGUGACAUUUUGUAUUAAAUAUUAAUAAUACUUACAAGUGCGGUUUCUUCUCGUUUUGUGUUGACACAACAACAGGCAGUAAAGCUCUAAUAUUGACGUUUAUUUUCCAAACCAAAGUUGGUUUUCCUUGCUUAAUUUUCAAACUUUUAUUUGACACUGUUGGUGAUUUGACAAAGUAAGAUGUUUGCUGCAAAAGGCCAUUUCUUUUAGUCAAGGCAUUUUUGUGAUUUGCAUUAAGCAAUCUAAAAAGGCCACUUUUUUUGUGUGUGUAAAAAUGCUUGAUAAGAUGCAUGUGCAACUUAAGAUGAACUUGGCACGCGGUUAUUUUCCAUCACAUUCUAAUGCAAAAGCAGGGGUCUGGCUCUGUUUCCACAGAGGAAAAUCUCGCCAUCGCUGAAAGAAAUUGUCUCACAUAUUAUUGGGAUUAUAACACAACAUGUUGAAUUUGAUGUUCUCAUUCCAGUGGCGCAGCAGCAGGAACAGCUGUCUUGCGGCCCCCCUCAACCCGGCCAGGUCCACCCCCUCGGGCAGCACCAGGCCACGCAGCCAGAAGUCCGCUUUUGCCGCCACCAGCUCCCACUCCACGAAGUAUCCAGCACAGCGGUGCUCCAGCCAGGCCAGAGCCACUGCAGUCGCCCAGCUUGAGCCCUCCAGGUCGUCUUGAGCCAACUGGCUACUCACAUGGAGGUAGGGGGGCUCCAGUGAAGACCCCUCGCACACAUCUGUCUCUGAUCCACGACCGCUGUCCGCCUGGCCCUGACUGUGACCUUGAGAGUUGCUGCCCAGUAGCUCCAGGGAGCCUUCCUCACAGCUGGGGAGAUCCGGGGAUAAGGUGUCGGGGUCCCGGUCCAACAGGUGUCUUCGGCGAAGCCUCGGUUCCAGCAUCAAGGGGGUGUCAUCUGGCGUGUGGUGAAAGGGAGGCACGGUUGUUCUGGCGAGGGAGCAGGAGGGUGAAAAGGUGACUUGGUGAUGGCCGGGAGGUUUGGCGGAGGAGGACAAAGAUGGAGCGCUGGGAGACGCGCAGCGGAAAGGCGGGCUGAGGCUGUGACGAUGCAGAGUGUAGGGGGAAGCCCUCUUCAGGCGGUCCAAGGAGAUCUGGACACAGUCGGCGUACAUCUCAGUGAGCAGAAACGCUCCUGAGGCCAGUUGAAGGCGAACCUAAGACGACAAACCAGAUAAGCCGACAUGUUCAUUAGUUCUGUGGUUCUCAAACAUUUUACAUCAAGUACUACCUUAAACAAAUACUUGGCUCGCAAGUAACACUAUAAUGACCAAUAAUAAAAUGCAGAGUUCAUCAAACAUUAGGCAGAGGUUUUAUUCCUAAAAUGUAUAUUUAAUAUUAUUGUAAGCCACUGUGACAUUAUGAACAAAUAUUGGAAAAUUAAAUUAAUUAUGCACAAAAUAAACAUUUAAUUCAGUAAUUCAUUCAUGUAUUACUCAAGGGAGCCAGCAUACCACACUUUGAGAAUCACUAUACAACAAUACUUUCCGACAAUUGUUGAAGUCCUAGUUCAACAAUUGUUCUAAUUUCACAUGAAUAAAAAACAAAACUUAUGUGUUAAGUUGCAUGUUUUACGAUGUUGUUGUUCACAAUAAAUAAACUAUUUACUAAUAAAUACAUUCAUAAGAUAAAUAAAAUAUAUAUUCUCCACUGUAGAUUUGUUAUCUGUGUCUUCACAUGAACUCACCAGGGGC
This is a messenger RNA of Phycodurus eques (leafy seadragon), 3792 nucleotides long. It is a transcript of the gene alg3, whose product is annotated as ALG3 alpha-1,3- mannosyltransferase. NCBI's taxonomy places the organism in Eukaryota, Metazoa, Chordata, Actinopteri, Syngnathiformes, Syngnathidae. The transcript is spliced from 9 exons. The record is from RefSeq and is a predicted model, not a curated record. Gene Ontology annotation, molecular function: dol-P-Man:Man(5)GlcNAc(2)-PP-Dol alpha-1,3-mannosyltransferase activity. Gene Ontology annotation, cellular component: endoplasmic reticulum. Bases 19 to 1332 code for a protein of 437 amino acids.